GCGUCACACCCUCUCCUCCGCUUACCCCACUUCCAACCUGGAAGUGUCCCCCAACGCCACCAACGCCAUACCCCACCCCCUCUCCUUCUCUCUCUCUCUCUCUACUCUCUCUCUAUCUCUUCUCUCUCUCUCUCUCUAUCUCUACUCUCUCUCUCUCUUCUUUCUCUCUAUAGAUCCAGGGGUGGAGGAGGAGGAGGAGGAGGAGGAUGGAGAUGGAGGCGCUGACGCAGAGGGCGCAGCUGUUGAGGGAGUCGCUGCAGAAGAGCCAGGCCAUCGCCGAUGGGGUCGUCGCCAUCCUCGGCUCCUUCGACCACCGCCUCUCCGCCCUCGACGCCGCCAUGCGCCCCACCCAGGUGAGGACGCACGCGAUUCGGACGGCGCACGAGAACAUCGACCGCACGCUUAGGGCCGCCGACGUCAUACUCGCCCAAUUCGAUCGCAUCAGAGAGGCAGAGCGGGACAUAUUGAAGGGGCCAAAUGAGGAUCUUCAAGGUUUCCUAGAUGCAGUUGAUCGUUUGAAAAGUAUUGUGCGCUUUUUUAGCUCAAAUAAAAGCUACAAGAGCAGUGACGGAGUGCUCAACCAUGCGAAUGGCCUUCUUGGUAAGGCUAUUAUGAAGAUGGAGAACGAAUUUCAGAAGCAAUUAACUUCACGCAGCAAGCCUCUGGAGCCUGACCGCCUUUUUGAUUGCCUUCCGAGCUCACUCCGGCCAUCAUCGGAGGCUGAUAGUGGUGGAAACCGAUCAUCUUCCAAUCAUUCUGAGCAACAACAAAAACUAGAGAAUGCUGUAUACACACCUCCUACACUCAUCGAUCCGCGUUUUGUGCCUCUGCUUUCUAAGUUAGCUCAGCAGUUGGUUCAAGCUGGACAUCAACAGCAAUGUUUAAGAAUCUACAGGGAAGCUCGAUCUUCAGCUUUAGAAAUGAGCCUUAAGAAUUUGGGAGUCGAAAAACUGAGUAAAGAGGAAGUGCAGAAAAUGCAGUGGGAGAGUUUAGAGGCCAAAAUCGGCAAUUGGAUUCACUUUAUGCGAAUUGCUGUCAAACUGCUUUUUGCUAGUGAGCGGCAAUUAUGUGAUCAAAUUUUUGAAGGUGUUGAUUCUCUGAAGGAUCAGUGUUUUGCUGAAGUAACUUCAAACAGUCUUGCGGUGCUGCUCAGCUUUGGAGAGGCUAUUGCUAAAAGCAAAAGGUCGCCAGAGAAAUUGUUUGUGUUACUAGAUAUGUAUGAGAUAAUGCGGGAACUUCAAUCUGAGAUUGAGACCAUAUUUGAGGGCAAAGCAUGUGUUGAAAUGCGGGAGUCUGCGCUGAGCUUGACGAAACGCUUGGCGCAAACGGCACAGGAGACUUUUGGUGAUUUUGAGGAGGCAGUUGAAAAGGAUGCAACAAAAACUACUGUUCUUGAUGGAACUGUGCACCCUUUGACGAGCUAUGUUAUCAAUUAUGUCAAGUUUCUGUUCGACUACCAAUCAACAUUGAAGCAGCUUUUCCAAGAGUUUGGAACUGGAGAUGAAAAUAAUUCCCAACUCGCAUCUGUAACUAUGCGAAUAAUGCAGGCUCUCCAGACUAACCUGGACGCAAAAUCUAAGCAAUACAAGGAUCCCUCUCUAACUCACCUAUUUCUUAUGAAUAAUAUCCACUAUAUGGUCAGAUCUGUUCGCAGAUCUGAAGCCAAGGAUUUAUUGGGCGAUGACUGGAUACAAAGACACCGGAGGAUUGUGCAGCAGAAUGCUAAUCAAUACAGAAGGGUUGCUUGGGGCAAGGUAUUGCAGAGUCUCUCAGGUCAAGGCUUAACUUCAUCAGGAGGAAGUGGUCCUCCGGGGAGUGACGGAGGCAAUAGUAGUGGAGCAUCGAGAGCUGCCGUGAAAGAGAGGUUCAGAUCCUUCAACGUGCAGUUUGAGGAGCUACAUCAGAGGCAAUGCCAAUGGACCGUGCCUGACCAGGAGCUGCGUGAGUCUUUGAGGCUUGCAGUUGCUGAAAUUCUAUUACCUGCGUACAGAUCUUUCAUAAAGCGUUUCGGUCCUCUGGUGGAUAGCAGCAAGAACCCUCAGAAAUAUGUCAAGUACUCUCCCGAGGACCUCGAGCGGAUGCUCGGUGAGUUCUUCGAGGGGAAGCCUAUGAGUGAUGGGAGUUCUUCAAGGGGAAGCCGAUGACCGAACCGCGAUGCCGACGACCGCCUGAAGAUGGCAAUGUAAGUAAAAAAAAAAGCUUUUCCACUAUAGGCAUCAUUAAUUUUCUGAUACUGCUUCCAUAAAUAUGUAAAUGCCUCUAGUUAUUUGUGGUGUUAGACCAUCUUUAACAAAGUUUGCAUAUGAAGCUUAUUUAUCCCGUUUGUUUUAUAUAGAGCUGCUUGUUGAUAGCUAAUCUACUACAAGAUUUGUUGAGAUCGAUUAUAGUGUGUGUGGAGAUAAUCAGAUUGUGUGUUGUAGACAAUAAAGAAUUAGUGUUUUGGUUUUAGGAGAGCAAAAUCAGAGUUUGAGUAAUAAGUGUACGAAUACAUGCUUUGUUAAUUACCCAUCUAUUCUUUGUUUGUGAUGGACACAA
Ananas comosus (pineapple) is the source of this 2535-nucleotide messenger RNA. RefSeq names its product exocyst complex component EXO70A1-like. Gene Ontology annotation, cellular component: exocyst. The record is from RefSeq and is a predicted model, not a curated record. The transcript has 12 exons. The coding region runs from base 207 to 2144 and encodes 645 amino acids. NCBI's taxonomy places the organism in Eukaryota, Viridiplantae, Streptophyta, Magnoliopsida, Poales, Bromeliaceae. Gene Ontology annotation, biological process: exocytosis. Gene Ontology annotation, molecular function: phosphatidylinositol-4,5-bisphosphate binding.